Molecule: messenger RNA, 2568 nt
Organism: Aspergillus affinis
Lineage: Eukaryota; Fungi; Ascomycota; Eurotiomycetes; Eurotiales; Aspergillaceae
Product: tRNA methyltransferase RSM22
Exons: 1
Coding region: 1-2568 (855 amino acids)
Biological process (GO): translation
Cellular component (GO): mitochondrial small ribosomal subunit
Molecular function (GO): methyltransferase activity; structural constituent of ribosome
Source: RefSeq, a predicted model, not a curated record
AUGCUGUCAAGAACUUCGGCAGCGCGGGCAAGUUGGCCAUGCUCCCACAGACUUUUACGACCGAUCGCGAAUCGACCGCCGCAAACCGGCUCGCAACAGCUCCGCGGAGCUGCCAGCUUCCUACCAACUCGACAACGCAGCAGCGCCAUCACGCCGAAGGGUUUAUCGCCUAAUUAUGUAGUGCGAGUCUCGCUCCCAGGAUCGAAUCAUGGAGCUCGGACCCUUGGGGCACGACAUGCAUCUACGACACCACCUGCGGAGGCAGAGGCUAAUACCAAACGGAAAGAUGCCAUCUACGCCUUGAUCGACGAGAUCAACGAUAAUGAAAUGAAAUUGGCCGUGCUGAUGGAUGACUUGAAUCUCUUGGACAACUAUUUUGAGGCCCUCAACUUCGACGGACCCGAGCUGGAUGAUGUAUUUAGUCAAACAAUCGGUCAUCGGGACGCUCAAACGUUGGAAGCGCGCGUGCGCUCGGCGAGACAAGAAUUCGGAGACACCCUCCCGGAGGAUUACCUAAACCAAACGGAGAUCGAAUUAUAUACCCAAUUGUACGGCGAGCCUAUCAUCGUACAAGAACAAAUGGAGCUUGAAGUUGAGGACGAGGAGGACCUGAACACACUAUACCGUGAAGAUGGCGAGGGAGGUUGGCAAGAGGUGGAUGUCGAAGAAGCUGUGUCUGAAGAAGAAGAGGUUCCGGUGGUCUACGACAUGGAGAUGGGUCCCGUAGAGGACGAGACCGCUUCUAUGCAGCGAACACGAGAAAUCGCCGAACAACUCGGCGGAGACGUCAUGCUCGAACAAUUUGGGGAGGAUACAAUCCAUGAUGAUGCGCCACGGCUUCAUCCCCGAACGGUCGAGGGAAAGUUCGCCACCGAUCCCAGUACCGUAUAUCUGCCUAAGGAUACUGUGACCGGCCCCAUAUCUGUGAUCCUGUCGGAUUUCUCGAACAAACACAUUUCGGAGGCUGCUCGUCGCAUAUUCGGCGGCGCAAGGCUUCCUCAUUCCACUUAUACUCCACUCCCGCGUGCUCAAACGCCUCAGACCCCGAUACCGUUGUCGGCGUCGCAACGGCACAUGACCGAAAUGGAAGCUAAUGCGUACAUCGCUGCUCUAUAUCCGGGACUGUACGCCUCUGCAUUGAGCGUUUUGACGGAAGUUCGAAAGCGCUUAGGUCCCGAAUGGAUCCGUGGACUGAUGUCGCAGGAGGAGGGUCCGCACAUUCUCGAUGCUAGCGCAGGAGGCGCUGGUGUUCUCGCAUGGAGAGAAGUUCUUCGUGCAGAAUGGGAGCUUAUGGUGCCAGACCAACCGGAAGGCAGCCCAUACCCGGUGGGUAAAUCCACGGUAGUUGCGGGAUCCGAAAGUCUCCAGCUUCGCGCCAGUGCGAUGCUUGAGAAUACUUCGUUCCUCCCCCGGCUUCCGGAUUAUGUUCAUGUUCGCGAGAAACCGACCCUUGAUGACUCAAGAGCUCCCCCGAGGCGCAAACAAUACGACGUCAUUAUUGCUCCGCAUUCUUUGUUGGGCAUUGAGGAGGAAUACAUGCGCAAGGAGCAUGUCGAGAAUUUGUGGAACCUUCUGAACCCGAACGGCGGUGUCCUGAUUCUGCUUGAAAAGGGGCAUCAGAGGGGAUUUGAGGCAGUUGCUGGAGCUCGUGAAAUGCUGCUCAAGCGCCAUAUCUCAAGCCCCGGCUCUACGCAGUACGAGAACCUGACUGAAUCGGCGAGCGAAGACACACACACUCAGAAAGAAACCGGCAUGAUCGUGGCUCCUUGCACCAACCAUGGCAAAUGCCCCAUGUAUCAUAUGGAUGGACAUUCGAAGGGCCGCAGGGAUUACUGUCAUUUCGAGCAAAGAUACAUCAGGCCCCAGUUUCUGCAACGCAUUGUAGGGGCUAAGGAUCGGAACCACGAGGACGUCAGGUUUAGUUAUGUCGCUGUGCGGCGUGGCAUUGAUCUCCGUCAGACAGAAGGGAUCGUCCAGGGCCCCGAAGCCGCUGAGGCCGCCUUUGCAGGUUAUGAGCACAAUGAUGAUGUCUUCGCUGAAGAGGCGGAGGUGGGAGAAGCGCCACCAGCGAGCCAGGAUGGUGCUUCCGGCAGCGGCGAAAACUUCCACACCUUAUCGCUCCCUCGAAUUGUCUAUCCCCCUAUCAAGCGUCGCGGACACAUCAUCUUUGACUCGUGCACGCCCGCGGGGAACAUCGAACGCUGGACCGUUCCUCGUUCUUUCAGCCGCAGGGCGUACAAGGAUGCCCGCAAAUCACGCUGGGGAGAUCUAUGGGCCCUUGGUGCAAAGACUCGCGUUCACCGGAAUCUGACACUUGGAGAUAAACAUGGGGAGGGCAAGAAAGAACGACUGCAGAGGCGCGCAGCCGCCAAAGAGGAGCUCAGUGAUGCCGAGAAAGACGAGCUUGAGCACCAAGAAGAGAUGCGCUCAUCGAGCUGGCCGGAACUGGCCGUCCCGCCAAGGAAGAAGGGUCAAAAUAUCCCUAGCUGGAAGAAAGCUGCAGAUAAGAAGAAAUUGCGACAGGCGACGAAGCAAUAUACCGCUUCUAAGCUUACUGGUGAAGAAUAG